This is a messenger RNA of Bombyx mori (domestic silkworm), 2833 nucleotides long. RefSeq names its product putative nuclease HARBI1. The transcript is spliced from 2 exons. NCBI's taxonomy places the organism in Eukaryota, Metazoa, Arthropoda, Insecta, Lepidoptera, Bombycidae. The record is from RefSeq and is a predicted model, not a curated record. The coding region runs from base 1 to 1098 and encodes 365 amino acids.
AUGGCUGAGUGGAAUGAAGACACUGAUUCUGAUAUUGAAGAUUUAGAAAUUCUCAAUGACUUCAAUUCGUAUUUUAACAGACCUUAUCUAGUCAGACCAAGAGAAAACAAUUUCGUUAAGUGGGACGAUACGGAGUUUAUACGUCGUUUUCGUGUAUCUAAGAAUACAGCUUUUACGAUUUUAGAAGAAAUUGCUAAUGACAUAUCACACCCCACAAAUCGGAAUCAUGCAUUGUCAGCGUGUAACCAGUUAUUAUUAACCUUGCGUUAUUAUGCUACUGGAUGCAUGCAAAUUACUGUUGGCGAUUUCAGUGGUGUUCACCAAACGACAGCAGGAAAAGCUAUUAAAAAAGUUACCGAAGCGAUUGCAUCAAGACGAUGCCGAUAUAUAAUGCUGCAAGAUUCUGAAGAAGACAAAAGGAAACAUCAGAAUGGAUUCUACAAUAUGGCUAGGUUUCCUCUAGUGUAUGGAGCCCUUGAUUGUACUCAUAUACGGAUUCAAUCACCAGGUGGACAAAAUGCAGAGUGUUUUAGGAAUAGGAAAGGCUAUUUUUCCUUAAAUACUCAGGCAGUUUGCAAUUCAGACUUGAAAUUUUCGAAUAUUGUGGCUAGAUGGCCGGGGGCAAGCCAUGGCAGUACCAUUUUUCAAAAUAGCAGACUCUGUGCUAUUUUUGAAUCAGGUCAGAUGGGCCAACUAGUUCUUCUCGGUGAUGCUGGAUAUCCGAACAAAAAAUAUCUAUUGACACCUCUACAAAAUCCUGUCACAGAAGCUGAGAAACUAUACAAUGAGUCUCAUAUACGAACUCGGAAUUGUAUAGAGAGGGCAUUUGGCAUAUGGAAGAGACGGUUUCCAGUUUUGUCAUUGGGAAUUAAGACCAAAGUUGAACUGGUACAAGAUAUCAUUGUUGCAACAGCCAUUUUACACAACUUGUGUAUCAAGCAUAAUGAUGUCAUGCCUAACUUAGAUGUUAACUUAGAAAAUAUCAUUGAUGUAACUGGCAGUGAUAACAACCAAGAUACCACCCUCAGCAGCAAUUACAGCAACAAUAGUUAUAGAAGGCAAAUGUUAAUUGACAAUUACUUUAGCAGUUUACAAUAGCUGAAUUCCUUUUAAAAAAAGGAAAAUCAAAAUAUAAAGUAAAUUUACUACUAUAUUUGAACUAUUGUCCUUUAUAUGUUUAAUAAAACCAAUUUUUAAUAUGAAAUGAAAACAACCUCAUCUUUUUUUAUUACAUUUAAUUACACAGUUACAACAAUUUACAAUUACAUAUAUAUUUAAUUACAACGCAUUUUAUCAAUUAAUUAAAACUAUCGAGUACUUUUUUUUUAAUGUCAAUUUCUAAUUGUAGAAGUGUACAUCUCAGUUCAUGCUCCUUUACUUCUUGUUCUUGUUUUUUAUUUAAAUUGUCAAUUUGUGCGUCCAGUAAUUUAAUUUUUUUAUUGGCCAAGGCACUAUAAUUGUUCAUUGUUUUAUUGAACACUUCUGGAUUCUUUUUGGUGAGGGGUGUAGAUAUUUUUCUCUUUAAUAGAAAAUUACUGCUCUUUGGGGUUUCUGAUUCAAUAAUUUUUUCAUCAAUCUAAGGCAAAGAAAAUACAAAUCAGUUUAAUAAAAACAAAUUUUAAAGUCCUCCCAGCUUCAGGCUUUCAGAUUAAGAAAAUGAAACACUUGUAUGGUUUGUGGUAGUAACAGGCAGGACAGUGGACCUCGUUCUGGCACACAUUAUGUCUUAACACUUUCUCACUAGCCUAUAGACACAGGCCUACUGUGGUAUAUUCUGCAAAGCACUGUUCUUGUUAGGAUUGGGAAUAGGCAGAUUUUUUUUUAUAUAAAAUUAAUACACACCAGUAUAUUUUGAUUAUUUUUUGCCGGAAGUGCUGUGUCUUGGCUGGUCUCGGCAUAUUUUUCCUUUGUUUCCUUUGUUAUUACUAUCUGUAAAAAGACAAAAUUGCACCAAUUUACCAUUUUUGUAAAAUUCACAUCAUAUUUUUGCUUAGAAUAGAAAACAGUUCUGAAGUUCUGCUGUUCUUUCAUUAUUGGUGACUUUUGGUAAAGUAUAGGUUUAAUCAGUGGUCAUUUGAUUAUAAGACAAAUAGAGAUAGAUAUAAUUAGAAGCUACUCAUACAUACCUCAUCACAGUCAUUGCGAGAUGGUAAUCCCAUCACACUAGUCCCAGAUAACUCCAUUACCACUUCCUCUUCUUGACUGAAAUUAAUUUCAGCGGAUGGUCCACCCCCUGUUCCAUACAAACUUCUCCGAAACGUACUAUAUUUGGUCUUGGCCCUCUUUUUUAUAUUGUCAUACUUUGCGCGAAGAGUCUUGUCACUUCUGAACACAAAUGACGACAAACUGUUGAAUUCUUUGGCCAGCUUUGACCAAGUUUGCUCCUUCAGCUGAUUAUUUGUCAUAUCACUUUUUUUAUUUUCCAAUAUAUGGCUAUAUUGUCUCACCAAGCUUGUGAGCAAUUCUGUUUCCGAUUUUGAAAAAUUGGGAACGCGUGUUUUAUUUUCGACGGACAUAACGAAUCAUUGAAUUUUAUUUGGAAAAACGAUGCAACUGUCAAAUACAGAUGUGUAAUUUUAGCUUGGGAUUGUUAAAAGAUUGAAAAGAAUGAACGGAUCACAAAAUGUUGCCACACGUCAUAACAUUGUCACAGUUCAGCUGAUCUCUGUUUGUUUUUGUAUUGAUAUUACGAAAGUAGUUUAAUCUAUGGAUCAAAUUUGAACGAAGUUUUGUUGAUCCUUAGUUUAAACCCUGAAUGAUAUUAUGGGCCUUAGAUGAUUUUUGAAAGUUUUGACGAGAACGACUCAAUGUGGGAAAUAAAAAUUGAAAAAUA